Messenger RNA from Penicillium argentinense, 2451 nucleotides. Its product is annotated as putative G-patch domain protein (TFIP11). The record is from RefSeq and is a predicted model, not a curated record. NCBI's taxonomy places the organism in Eukaryota, Fungi, Ascomycota, Eurotiomycetes, Eurotiales, Aspergillaceae. Bases 1 to 2451 code for a protein of 816 amino acids. Gene Ontology annotation, cellular component: U2-type post-mRNA release spliceosomal complex. The transcript has a single exon. Gene Ontology annotation, molecular function: nucleic acid binding. Gene Ontology annotation, biological process: spliceosomal complex disassembly.
AUGAGUUUCUCCGACCCGCCGUCUCCACGUGAAUUUCACGAAGCUUUACAAGCUCCGCGACUACAAGAUCAUUUACCCCCCACAGCCUUCAAUUUGCGGCGCAAGCGUGAAGCCAUGGAGUCGCCUUCGCCUCUAUAUUCCGGCCAAAAGCGCAAAGUCGACGACAUGACCUCCUCAAACGAAGAAGACGCGCGCCCGACCACCGGCUUCCGUGGUUUCGCCCGAGCCCGCGAUCGCUCUGAAUCACCUCCUACAAUGGCCGGUCUAGGUAGCGGCUCUCGCAAGCCUUGGGGCCAAACGGCUAAUUCAGCAGCUGCACCACCCCGAGGCGGGAUGGCCGGUCGCGGUGGAAAGCUCGCGGGAGGCAACUCGUUUGCUGCGAGAAUGAUGGCAAAAAUGGGCUAUAAAGAAGGGCAGGGUCUUGGAUCUAGUGGCCAGGGUAUCGUCAAACCUAUUGAAGCCCAGGCACGUCCGACAGGAGCCGGUCUCGGUGCGGUUCGCGAGAAGACCAAACAAACGCGCGAUGAAGAGAAACGAGAAGCUGCGCGCCGCGGCGAGACGAUCGAAGAUAGCUCGGACGAAGAGAAGCGACAGCGCCGAAAGAAGAAGACAGAACGCAAAACAGAGAGUCGCAGCGGAACGGGCACUCCAGUCGCACGCGCCAAGCCUAAAUACCGGACAGCACGAGAGAUCGAGACCGAUAUGGAAGGAUUGGAGGUGCCGAAUGUCCUCAAAUUUCUUGUUGAUGCCACGGGCAAGGAACAACGAGUGUUGACAUCGACAGCUGGCUUGAUGAGCUCACAACAGUUCGUGACUCAGGAAGAGGGAGAGGCCUUGAAAAUUGCACGACGUGCUCGGACGGACCUGGAAGCUUUCGCGGAUGAAUGGAAGGGCUUGACCGAACGGAAAAAGUUCGUUGAGAUCGAAGAGACACAAAUUAUUGACGAACUGGAUUCGUACCAGGCCCGAGUCGACCGUCUUACCGGGUUGGUUGCUGCCGUUCAGAAGUUGGACAUCUUUGAACACAAUGAAAACAUCACGUCCAAGUUCGAUGAGAUGACUGAAAAGCUUGAGGCCAUGGAGUUGAAGUAUCGCGACGUCAUUGAUGAAUAUCGACUGGCAGAAACUGCCGUGGCUGCAAUUCACCCUCUCUUCCGGCAGGCUAUGGAGGAGUGGGAGCCUCUUCAAAAUCCUACAUUCCUUGUCUCCAAUAUCAGUCGCCUCCAGCCGCUCCUUUCUCGCCGGAACGAGAAAGACGAAAUCCGACAGCGACAAUCUACAUCACCUUACGAAACGAUGAUAUAUUCAUUAUGGUUACCGCGCGUGCGCUCAGCACUGAUGAAUGACUGGGACGUUCAUGACCCUUCAGCUGCAACAAACCUGGUUGUGGCCUGGAAAGCGAUUGUCCCACCAUUCGCAUUUGCAAAUCUUCUCGACCAGUCUGUUGUACCGAAGCUCAGCGGCGCCUUGAAAGAAUGGAAGCCCCGAAGCAGUCGACGACACGCCUCCGAGCAUGACGGUCAUUUCCCAUGGUGGCUAUUCACUUGGUUACAAUACCUGGAUGACCGACACACCAACCCUAGGCAACCGACAGGUCUCAUGUCGGAUGCCAAGCGCAAGUUCCGCGUGGUUUUGGAUUCCUGGAGCCUGCGCCGGGGCCUGGUGAAUGGCAUCGAGCUGUGGCGAGAUGCAUUAGGGUCGGAGUUUGACGUAUGCUUGCGCAAUCACCUGCUUCCGCGCCUUGCACGUCAUCUCCGCGAAGACUUCGUUGUAAAUCCGCAAGAUCAAGAUUUGACAGCAUUAGAGGACGUCCUACGUUGGAAGGACUUCUUCAAGCCCCAGGUGAUGGGAAUGCUAUUAGUGUCCGACUUCUUCCCCAAGUGGCACGAAAUCCUAUAUAUAUGGCUCACCAAUGACCCUAACCAUGAGGAAGUCGGCGAGUGGUUUUCGUGGUGGCAGACUCAGAUCCCGGCGGAGAUCAACGAGCUCACGAUGGUUGAGGACGAGUGGAACAAGGGUCUGCAGACUAUGGAUCACGCCUUGAACCUCGGAGAUCGCGCCGCGGCCGAGUUACCGCGCCCCGAGCUCCCGACGCAAUCAUCGCUUCCCACCCGACAGGAUGCUGUGGCUGAGGCAACCGCAGCAGCAGCAGCAGCAUCAACCACCGCCCCCUCUCAUGUCAAGUCCCGGGCCGUCAACGAAGAACCCUCGUUCAAAGAUAUUGUGGAGAGCUGGUGUAUGGAGCAGGGUCUCAUCAUCUUGCCGCUCCGCGAAGCACACGCGCAGACCGGCCAGCCGCUCUUCCGCAUCACCGCAAGCGCCACCGGCAAAGGCGGCGUGGUCGCAUACUUGCAAGGCGACGUGGUGUGGGUUCAGAACAAGAAAGCCAAGGAGCUUUGGGAACCGAUGGGCUUGGAGGAUCAGUUGGUCGGGCGUGCCGAGGGCCGAUAG